Molecule: messenger RNA, 1372 nt
Organism: Xyrauchen texanus (razorback sucker)
Lineage: Eukaryota; Metazoa; Chordata; Actinopteri; Cypriniformes; Catostomidae
Gene: tmem160
Product: transmembrane protein 160
Exons: 4
Coding region: 47-685 (212 amino acids)
Source: RefSeq, a predicted model, not a curated record
UCAGAGGCCGUGUACGGGUCGUGUUUUGGCUUCCCCGUCAUUAGAAAUGGCUUCUAUCAUUUGGUUAACGGGUAGGCGUUUGUCUCGACUCGUUUCUCCGUUCUCUCAGGUUGUUGUGCGGCGGCCGGUUCUGCAGAAUGUGUCGGCUCCAGCGCGGUCGGUUCACCGGGGAAGUGUGCGGCGUGCGGCGGAGAAAAACUCGCUGAGCCGAACACGAGUACCGGAGCAACAGUUCAUCACUGAGCUAGAUAAAGCCGACGCGCUGAUGCUGCGGAAGUCUCAUGAAACAGGAUUUUUGUCCUGGUUCAGGAAUGGUUUGCUGGCGACAGGCAUUGGAGUUAUUGCAUUUGUACAGAGUGAUGUGGGCAGAGAGGCGGGAUAUGCUUUCUUCAUCCUGGGCGGAGUGUGCGUGUCGUUCGGUUGCGCGUCAUACAUUGGCAGUCUUCUGACACUACGGAGGAUCAUGCUGCUCUCGCUGCCCGCUGUGCUGCUUCAAACGUCUGUGGUGUCCAGCGCUGCCCUCUUCUGGCUGUGUGCGGUAUCACUCUACAUCGGUCGCCUGGAGGUGGAGAUUAUUCACGACGAUGAUGAAGACGAGCACGGAGGAGAUGAAGCUGGGGAGUGUGCCGACUGCAGGGCACGACGUGAGAGACGUGGUGCUGAAGAUAAAGGCCAAGAGAAGUGAGAGAAGAGGAGAAUCUAAGUUGAAAUAAUCUUUGUACACUGACCUAGGAUCAGACCUUUAUUCAUAAGCUGUUUAAACUGCUUUAAAGGAACAGUUCUGCCAUGUACUCAUGUUGUUUCAAAACCUGUUUGACUUUCAUCAGUAAAAUACAAAAGAAAAUGUUAGUAGCCUCAGUCACCAUUCACUUUCAUAGCAUAUUUUUUUUUCAUACAGUGAAAGCCAUGAGUGUUCAACAGAAGAAAGUUAGUCACACAGAUUUGAAACAAUAUUAGGAUAAGUAAAUGUGAACCAUUCCUUUAAUAGAAAAGGAAAAACUGCCUUCAGGUCAGUGUAGAGUGGCAGCUUCUACCAGCAUUGUUUUGCAGUACUCUGAUGCUUUAUUUAUUCGGUCGAGUGAGUAUUGGUGAUUGUUAUACUCUUAAAUAUGGGCUGUCUCUCUGGUCACAAAAGGGUCCGAGCCAUAAUUGCACAUUUGUCCUUUGUAACAUUAUUUUUUGUUUGUAGAAUAUGAUUGCAGGAACAUGAAAACAAAAGAGUGUAAAUGUAAAAUGGCACACCAAAAAAAAUUCAAAAUUCCAACAGUGUUUUUGUCUUAUUUUUCAGUAAAAAUAUCUUAACAUUCUUUAAUCAAGAUUUAUUUGCUUUCUUUUAGCCUACUUUUACUUUACAUUUAUUAAGACUUAAAAU